AUGGCACUUGAUCCCGCUUCAGGUCGCCGGCCAUUGUCCCCUGGCAGCUCUGGCCGCGACUCGCCAAUACCCAGGCAGUGGAGGAAUCAGCUUGCUGGAGCGGAAGACAAGCUGCUGAAGGACAAGACGUUCCGCAAAUAUGCUACCGGCGUGGACAAGGCGCUGGCCCUCUUCGAGACGGCCCUGGAAGAGUGGGCGGACUACAUCUCCUUCCUGAAUCGCCUGCUCAGAGCGUUGCAAGCACGACCAAGCAAUGUAUCGACCGUACCAGCUCGUAGUCUCGUCGCCCAGAGGCUGUCGCAAUGUCUGGACCCCUCACUACCGUCCGGCGUCCACCAGAAAGCUCUCGAGGUCUACAACUAUGUCUUCUCCACCAUUGGCACCGAAGGGCUGUCUAGAGAACUGCCAUUAUAUCUCACAGGACUAGCCUCUGUUUUGUCCUUUGCAUCUCUGUCGGUCAGGGCUCCUUACCUGGACAUUCUGGAGACGUAUUUCCUCAAGGUUGACCCGAGGUCGCUUCGACCAGCAAUCAAGUCAAUCAUUCUCGCAUUGCUACCGGGGCUAGAAGACGAGACGGCAGAGGACUUUGACCGGACAGUGAAGCUCGUGGUCAGCUUCAAGAAGGCUAUCCGCCCCCCGAGCAGUGAGCUCCUCACCGAGGAUCAUGCUUCUGGCGAUGACUACUUUUGGCAGUGCUUCUUCUUAGCCUGUAUCACUAGUUCGGGACGGCGACCCGGCGCAUUGGCGUAUCUCGUUCGGUACCUGCCUGCACAAGGCGGGGCGGCGACAAAUUCAGCGAACAGCAACAACGGGUUCGCCGAUCAGCCUAGCGACAGGGUAGCAUCCAUUGUCACCUCUCCAGAACCGGGGCUCCUGAUCCGUUGCUUCGCAAGCGGUCUGUCCGACGAGCAAUUACUGAUUCAACGGGGGUUUCUAGACCUGCUAGUCACUCACUUGCCCCUGAGUUCAAACGUGCUUCAAGGGAAGGUGAAAUCCGAUGACCUGGAGCUCCUCAUGAAAGCAGCCGUUGGAGUUGUCAUAAGGCGCGAUAUGAGCCUGAAUCGCCGGCUGUGGGCCUGGUUCUUGGGACCGGAGCCUGCGGGCAACGAGACGGAGCAGGCUGAGCCCACAUCACCAGCCACAGACCAACAAUCCAUGGCGGCAUCCAGAACCAGCUACUUUGAGCAGUAUGGCCUUCAACCAUUGACACGGGCGCUCUUGGCUAUGGUGACAUUGGGUGACAACAAGAACCCCGCAGAGCGAGCGCGACCCUAUCGAAUAUGCUUGUCCUUGAUGGAUCGCUGGGAGAUUGGCGGGUUGGUAGUGCCAGAGGUCUUUCUCCCAAUUAUCGAAAAUGUUCGCCAAUUCCAGGGUCAGGCGUCCUCGAGCGCCGAGUUUUCAGAGGUGUUGAAGAGCGCCAGCGUGUUUUUCGAUGGCAUUGAAAGCGGACUGAUUUACAGCGAAAUUGUGUCUCUACUAGCUCAAGCCCUGAGCCCAGGCAAAGCCGAUGCUGAGGAACGGCAAGAUAAAAUUGCCAUGGCAAACUUCAUCCUGGCGAACUUCAACGUUCGAGAGGAGGAAAUGGUCACCAUCCACGCGCCUCUAUCGUCUUUAGCUACGAUCUCCGUGUCCAAGAAAGCACUAGAGACUGCUAUCGUCCUGCUCGAGAUGGUCCCGCCACGCGCCUUUCCGGACGGGGGCACCAGUCCCAGUCGAAAUGCAAAUUUGGUUCACAGCACGGCAAACACCGAGCUUCUCAAGAAGAUCCGAGACUUCUACGUCAAUGAGCAAGGGAACAUUGAGACCUCUUCCAUCCCCUUCUACUCACAGCAGCUGGGCGAGCUGAUUCUGCAAAAGUCAUCUCUGUUCAUCCGGACAGGCUCCACACUGGGAGACGCGUCCGUUCGGAUGCUUGUGUUGGCACUAACAAAGAUGCCUGCUUCGUACGCGCUGGACGCAAAGGAGCUACUGAGCUUCCUCCAGCUGAGCUUGAAAGCACCGGAGCGCCUGACUUUCUCCGACUUUACGGCGGUGGUUCACCUCUCUACUGAGCUACAUGCGGCGCAUCGCAUAGCGUCGAGGGGCCUGUCUGAUCUAGCUACUGUGCUGGUGAAACACGCUUGGAGGUUUCUUUCAACGGAGGAGCCCAAGUUCCACGUGGAGACUGUCCGAUGUCUAUGGCAGCUGCAAACGGCACUAUCCGUUGCAAACCGCGACAUUGAGGCCGCGCUUGCUACACUCAUAGCAGAAUCCCGAGACCCCAUGGGCAUGCAUCAGUGUGUGAGCGAUGCCCAUACAUUUAGCGUUCUGUGGUCCCUCACUCUUCAGGACAACCCUUCUGAUCGGCGUGGUUCCAAGGCUGCCGCACAAGAGAUUAGGUCGGGACCUCGUCUGGCCGGAAUGGAGCACUUUGAAGUCAUGUUGACGCGACCACUAUUCUUGAUCUUGGAUGUGCUCUUGGAUGACACUACACGUCAUUACAUGACGGUGAAGUCGUGGCUCAGCAACAUGAUUGGGAUCGAUAGGCUCUUCCUGAUUAUGGUGCAGAAGUUCUGCGAAGUCAAAUUCUUAUCGACCCUGCGGGACGGAAUCACUCAGUCAGGAGUACCCGACAGCCGGCCUUUUGGAGAGGAAGACGACCUUGACCUAUGCCUCUACUACCUGCGUACCCUGAGCAACGUGCUGCGCACUUGCGGGGACGUGGCAUGGGCUGUGUUAGCUUCUAAGCAUGUAUCGUUCGGUCACCAAGGCCUCCACAUUAGUUCUGGCGGAGAAGAGGGCGAUAUUCUGCUGCAGGACUUCGUCGUCAAAGUAUGCCUCAAGUGUGUGAUGGCUGAUGCCGUUGCCGGAGCCAGCACUGAUCUAGAGCAACGCGUCUCCCGACUGCAUCGAUUUGCGCUCAGUAUGCUUCAUCACUUCUUUCUCAGCCGGCACAUGAGCGGUUCGCCAGAACAAAACCUGGAGAAUCUCUUCCUCGAGAGACUCUCCAGAGCUAUAGAUCAAGAGGACCCCUAUGUUCAAGUUCUGCUGCUGGACGUGGUGUACGACGCCCUCAAGCUUCGGGAAGCAUCCGGGGGCGAAGCACCCGGGACACCGCCCUCGGAGAAGCGAACCUCCAACCUCGAUCCAGGACGCACUGGUCGACCUUCCUUUGCAGCAAGCGAGACACGACAUGUAUUAGUUCCGCCGCCGCGGCGGCUACUACAAUGCAUACAAUCGGCGUUGGCUGCCCCCGGUAGUCGAUCAGUGCUGGAUAGCUGGAUUGUCUUUUUAAGCGAAUGUCUUCCAUUCUACGCCGACACCAUCUUUCAAGUAUUGAUACCGCUCGUUGAGACGCUGUGCACGCAGAUUGGAGAGACUUUUGAUCACUUGAGGUCCACAUUCAAGAAUGGCGCGCAGCGAGCUGUCAGCAGCACAGGGUCUCCUGAGUCGACAUUGAUACACCUACUGAACGGCCUCGAACAGGUUCUGGCAAGAUCCCACGAUCAGCUGUUAUCGGAGGAAGCGCGUGCCCAGCUGAUGAAGAACCCCGACCAACAACAGUCUCUUUUCGGCAGCAUGGUCUCAGGGGUUUUCCAGUCGGAAGGACAUCGCUCUCGAAGCGCAACAGCCAACGAUAGGUUGACCGUUCAUCUCGCGUUCCAAGAUGCCUGCCGUAUCUGCCACAAGAUCUGGUCCUGGGGCCUCGGCGAUGAGGCUGCGCAACAGGAUCCCGCAUCUGCUGCCACCUUCAACCACACUUCGCUCCGAAUGCGGAACCCUUUAUUCAACUCCAUCUACAGUCGGACCAACCCCACCGCCUUGGAGCCUUCGCGGAAGUCGACCAUGACUAUCUCCCUUGAAGAUACCAAUCUUGUGGUUUUCUUGGUGGAGUAUACGCGUUCGCUGGAUGACGACGCCAUGGAUGAAAUUUGGCAGGAUUGCAUUGUCUUCCUCAAGGAUCUCCUCAGUAAUCCAUUCCCUCACAGGCAGAAUCUGCCGAGCUUGCUCGAGUUUGCCGCGCUUCUGGGUGAGAAGGUGGACAAUACCAAUUUUGGCGAGCAGAGGAAAAUGCGCCGAGAGUUGGGAGAUCUUUUCACCAGACUGCUCGCUGCUUUGUUCACAACGAAGCCAAUCACCACCGAGUCUACGAACCUCAACAGUGGUGCAAUGGAAAAGGCACUUCGAACUGAAGCUGGUCGGCGUACGCCUCUAGGUUCUGUUACUAGGUCCGAAGACGUGGUGGCCAUUCUCGCCUCCAUUGUACCAAACCUGCCCAAGAUCUUGAUUGAUUCAGACCGCGUCCUGUCCGCCGCUGGUGCCAUAUCGGGCAAUGUCAUUGGCCCUACUAUACGCUCCAAGAACUUUCCCGAUACAGUUGGACACAGCACAUUGAGCUUGCUCCACGAGCUCUCGAGGUUGCAGAACAACCAGAAAACCUGGAAAAAGGACGUCGGAGAGGCCUUCAAUGAUGCUCGCUUCUUCAGCAUGCACCUCGAUCUUGUGAAGGAUGGAUGGAUGCCACUGCUACGUCAGUGGACCAUGGCAGAAAAAGAGAAGAUGCCUGAGAUUGUGCAGCGCCUGACAGCACCCACUACGGCGGGCAUUGUCUUUGGCGUGGGGGCUACCUCGGCUCGACUGGAUGCAGACCGCAAAGCACAAGUGAACCUUCGCCGCAUUGCGACGUUGAUUCUUGCUUCGACCGAGGACGCCUUUGUCGUAGAUCUCCCCAUCAUCUUUGACAAGCUUACUGAGCUACUGGGGGCUACCGCUACAUCAUCACCAUCGUCAGCCACACGUGCUGACAUAUACAUGGUUGUGCGAGCUCUAGUGCUCAACACGAGCCCGGUCCAUCUGGCUGUGUUGUGGCCCGUGAUCAAUUACGAAAUUCACAGUGCCAUUUCCUCGAUCACUGCGCCGGCGAACAGCUCGAUAGCCGAUAUCUAUACCAAUGCUGCUGUCCUCCAGGCCUGCAAACUGCUGGACCUGCUGAUCUGCGUAGCGCCAGACGAUUUCCAGCUUCACGAGUGGCUCUUCAUCACAGACACCAUUGACGCUGUCUAUCGCUACUCGACAGCCCAACCCGUGGCCUUGAUAGACGAACUCUCAGAGGAGCUGGGCAGUGGUGCCUCUCAGUACCUUGACAAGUCCGAGGCUGCAGCACACCUCAGCGCCAGCAGCUCGCAUAGGCGACCCUUGCUCGGCCCUGGGGGUAUCGACGAUAAUGCGCUGAUCGAGCGCAGGGAUGAUCUGGUCUCCAAAAUACUCCGGCCAUUCUUUGGACAACUCAGCAUCUUUGCAUUUGAGUCGACGUACGCCAUGGGCACACUAGACAGAGAGGCCUGUGUUCAGGGGUUGUUGAAGGACUUGUUUGAUGACAGAAGCAUCGCGCGGGCGAUGUGA
This is a messenger RNA of Emericellopsis cladophorae, 5382 nucleotides long. Its product is annotated as Protein dopey-like protein. The record is from RefSeq and is a predicted model, not a curated record. The transcript is spliced from 5 exons. Gene Ontology annotation, biological process: Golgi to endosome transport. Gene Ontology annotation, cellular component: trans-Golgi network; endosome. The coding region runs from base 1 to 5382 and encodes 1793 amino acids. NCBI's taxonomy places the organism in Eukaryota, Fungi, Ascomycota, Sordariomycetes, Hypocreales, Bionectriaceae.